AUGUGCUAUCACUUACUACUCCCCGAAGAGCAUUCAGUUGAUAAUCUUUAUGGUCCCACCGUGGUUGCGGUGAUACAUAUAUCAGUAGAACUGGAAGGUGAAACAUCAUCUAAAGUCGCUUGGACAAAUGUAUAUGUCUUCUGGGCCAAGAAGCCGAGCAGCGAAGCCGAUUAUGAGCUCUGUGACCGCACUUCCAUAGUCGACACGGACCACGCGAUCUGCCGUAAGACUGCAUUUACAGCCGUCCACCAAAUACGAGUCGGUCUACCGAGGAUAAACAUUUGGAUGUUGAGAAUUGGGCAGAAUGUUUUAGUUGUGAGUAUAUCGGUCGAUUUGAAGGCUCAUAUAAAUGCAAAGCCACUGAACCAGCUGGCACUUAUACGACUCAGCUUCCCGCAGUCCGACCAUAGUAUCCAUAGUAUCCGUUUGAGGUUGAGGCUCAUUGCC
Molecule: messenger RNA, 447 nt
Organism: Opisthorchis viverrini
Lineage: Eukaryota; Metazoa; Platyhelminthes; Trematoda; Opisthorchiida; Opisthorchiidae
Exons: 3
Source: RefSeq, a predicted model, not a curated record